AUGUCAGCGUUCUACAAAGUUUCAGAUUUUUUCUCAAGUUCGCGCAAGAGGAGGCUCCACCUGCAAGCCGCAGCUACUCAUGCUGCUGUCUUGGCGACGACGCGCCAACAUCGGAAAUGGGGUGGUUCGGUCCCAGAGCACAAGGUACUUUGGAGAGACAGGGAAGGCGCUUGGGCUGAGCUUGUUCGACGUUACUUCGCAUUGGAGCCGCUGUUCGACGACACCACGUUCCGGCGCCGUUUCCGAAUGAAAAGAAGCUUGUUCGAUAUGAUCUACCAAAUGCUUGCUGCGAACAAUGAGUAUUUUCGACAGAAACCUGAUGGUCUUGGCCGAAUGGGAUUUCAUGGAAAGCAUAAGUGUGUUGUCGCUAUGCGAAUGCUUGCAUAUGGAAGUAUAGCCGACGCACUUGAUGACGGUUAUGCCAUGGCCGAGAGCACUGUUUUGGAGUGCGUUAAGGAGUUUGCAAGAACUGUCAUUGCCGUGUUCGAGGAAGAGUACCUACGACCACCUAAAGAGGCUGAGUUGAAGCGGAUUCUUGAAGAAAAUAAAGCUAGAGGUUUUCCCGGGAUGAUUGGAAGUAUCGAUUGCAUGCAUUGGGAGUGGGGAUCUUGUCCGGUAGGCUGGCAUGGCCAAUACAUUGGAAGGAAGGGCCGACCGACUGUUGUUCUUGAGGCUAUUGCAACCAAGGACUUGCGAGUUUGGCAUGCAUUUUUCGGAAUGCCGGGGUCUUGCAACGAUCUCAAUGUUUUGGACCGCUCCCCUGUUUUUGAUGAUCUUGCCAAUGGAAGAACUCACAAAGUUGAAUUUUCAGUGAACAACCAUAAUUACGACAUGGGGUAUUACCUCGCGGACAAGAUAUAUCCCGAUUGGGCGACCUUUGUGAAAACCAAGAGUGAAGCUAUCAGUCCCAAGGACAAGGCAUUUGCCGAGGCCCAAGAAGCUGCAAGAAAGGAUGUUGAAUGCUGUUUCGGUGUCCUCCACUCGAAGUUCCAGAUAAUUCAACAAGCUGGCCGACUGUGGAGUGCUCAGGACAUGAACACGAUUAUGCAAGCAUGUAUCAUUCUUCACAACAUGAUCAUCGAGUCCGAGCGAGACAGGGAGCUGGAUGAGGACGAGUUUGCUGAACCCAAUGAUCCACCAAUUCGAAGGGACAGGAAUGUUGCCGAGCUAAACGCCUUCAUGUCCGCAUACCGCAAGAUCCAGGACCGCCUUACAUCCCACCGCCUGCAACAAGAUCUAAUUGAGCAUCAUUGGAUGUUAAAAGGCAAUGAAUUAGGGCCAUAUGCACGCCGAUCUCGACACUAG
Molecule: messenger RNA, 1305 nt
Organism: Panicum virgatum (switchgrass)
Lineage: Eukaryota; Viridiplantae; Streptophyta; Magnoliopsida; Poales; Poaceae
Product: putative nuclease HARBI1
Exons: 2
Coding region: 1-1305 (434 amino acids)
Source: RefSeq, a predicted model, not a curated record